Cyprinus carpio (common carp) is the source of this 511-nucleotide messenger RNA. RefSeq names its product corticoliberin-2-like. The record is from RefSeq and is a predicted model, not a curated record. NCBI's taxonomy places the organism in Eukaryota, Metazoa, Chordata, Actinopteri, Cypriniformes, Cyprinidae. Gene Ontology annotation, molecular function: hormone activity. Gene Ontology annotation, cellular component: extracellular region.
CGAUGCUCGAGAUGCACCGACAACGGACUCUCACAAACAAGGUCAUUUCCAGAGGACACCGACCUGAGAUAACCGGGAGUUUCCCUCAAUGAAGCUGCACGUGCUACUCGCUGCUGUGUCUCUCGUUGUCUUCGUCUCGCUUUCUGGAUCCGCCCCCGGACACACGAACAUGCGGCUGCCGGUUCUGAUGCGCUCAGGAGCGGAGUACUUCAUCAGGCUGGACAACGCCGCUCACAGUUCGCGCGCGCCUGACCGGAGAUCACCGACACGCACCGAGGCGCUUCAGCUGCAGCUCACGCAGCGGCGGUUAGGAGGUAAUCUCGGUAGUGUCGGUAACGAGAUCCUGAACAGCCUCGAGAAGCGGGAGCGCCGGUCUGAGGAUCCGCCAAUUUCGCUGGAUCUGACUUUUCACCUGUUGCGCGAGGUGCUGCAGAUGGCGCGAGCCGAACAACUGGCCCAGCGCGCGAGCAACAACCGCAAGAUUAUGAACGAUUUAGGAAAAUAAUACACG